AUGCGCCUAGAUCUGGACUCUCUGGACAUCGUCUUCACCUUCGUGGAUGACUUACAGACGCUUCUUUCAUGUUCAUUGACUUGCCACGCCUUUCGCGAGAUUUCUGCCAAGAAAGUCCUUGCUGUGCGGGCCGUCGACCUCCGCGAUGAACGCUCCAUCCGCGCUUUCCACGCCUUUCUCUUCGCCGACACAUCCGCACGGGCUCCAUACGUCCGUAUCAUCAACCUUUCGAUUGAAGACGUCGACGACGAGAGCUAUGUGGCUGUGGCGCGGCUGGUGGUCGAUAUUUUCAAGCACGCGCUAUACCUCGAGAGGCUCUAUAUACCUUUCGGAGAAGAGACCUUCGCGUGUCUUGGGAAUCCGGAUGUACACAAGACAAUCGGGAAACUGACCCGUCUCCAGGAGCUCUCUAUCCCACUAUGGUCUGGCUACACGGAGCAAAUCCUCCUGACCAUCCGGUCGCCACUGAAAAUCCUCCGCGUAUCCCUUAAACAGAUCUGGACGUCGGAGCGCAUGACAUGGAUCACCCCUACUCGUCUACAUGAAGUCAUCGGGGCCUUUUCACAAACACUCGAGUCGCUUGGUGUGACAGAGCGGGCGAUCAAAUUCGACCCGGACUCGAAGGGACCGCAGUAUCUCGCGGUGAAAAGUGUCGAGUUUUUCGGGACGAGGGGCCCGCCAUGGAUAGACGUCCUGGUGCACAUGUUUCCGAACCUCCGCCUGACGCUCGAUCUAGGCGAUGGCGACCAUCUUCUGGUGGACGACGACCCCGAGCAGCAGCGCGUCCGUCUCGUCAACAAGGGGGAACAGGCGCGCGGUGUACGUUGGGAGAGGAUGGGCACCGUCAUCGGGGACACACUCACCCUGUUCAUGCUCGGACUGACAUGCCCAAUCGACACGCUUAUGGUCAACUCCUCCUGCGCGCACCUGAAGGACCGGCUGGUGGCGGUCUUGCGCGACUCUCUGCCGACACAUCUGAAGCUGACGCUUAUUCUCAGCCACGGAGUGGGCGCGUUCGAGGAGACCUUCCCGGUCGAGGUUGUUCCACGGCUCACGCACCUCGUGCUAUUCGUGAUGUACGAAAACUUGGACGAAGACGACCGCAUCGACCCGUUCACGCUGUCAGCCAUCCAGUGGGCGGCCUUUCUCGACUUGGUGAUCGGUGCCAUCCAGAAUCUCAACAUCACCCAUCUACGGCUUGUCAUCUACUACAACAUCGACCUCGUAGACGAGAACGCGCCCGCGUAUUCGAAGGGGUUCGUCCGCAGCUUACGCGAGCACAACCCGUCUUCCGUCGCCGCAGCACUGAUGGAGGCCGUCCCGACCCUGCGCUACGUCUUCCUGACCUUCGGUGGCCAGUACGAAGUCAGCGUGCAGCAGUACGACGAGGAGGUCAAGGAGGAUCGCACUGUGAUCGGGUUGAGGGGCCACUGGAUGGCGUCGUCUGGCUGGGCGAGUGUCGAAGGCGAAGGUGCCGAGCUUGGAAGCAAGGCGCGGACGGGUUCCCGGCCCUUCAAAAAACUGGGGGACGAGGUCGCCGAAAAGGCGGUAGAGGACGAAGGGCUACUCGUGUCACGAGAAGACGAAUGGAUGAUGGAAAUGCACCACGAAUGGAGUAUCGAAGAGACUGCAGACUGGGAACCGUCGGCUUGGGACUUGGAGUGA
Molecule: messenger RNA, 1665 nt
Organism: Trametes versicolor FP-101664 SS1
Lineage: Eukaryota; Fungi; Basidiomycota; Agaricomycetes; Polyporales; Polyporaceae
Exons: 3
Coding region: 1-1665 (554 amino acids)
Source: RefSeq, a predicted model, not a curated record